CCACCACAGCCACACACCUCACAGGUAGGGAGGGGAGGAGAGAAGAGGAGGAAGCCGAGCGGCGGCAGCGGCGGCGGCGAUGGUGUCCCUCAAGCUGCAGAAGCGGCUCGCCUCGAGCGUGCUCAAGUGCGGCAAGGGCAAGGUCUGGCUCGACCCCAAUGAGGUCAAUGAAAUCUCCAUGGCGAACUCUCGCCAAAACAUCCGCAAGUUGGUCAAGGAUGGCUUCAUCAUCAGGAAGCCCCAGAAGAUCCACUCCAGGUCACGUGCUCGCAGGGCCCAUGAGGCGAAGCAGAAGGGACGUCACUCUGGAUAUGGUAAGCGUAGGGGUACCAGGGAGGCUAGGCUUCCAACCAAGAUUCUGUGGAUGAGGAGGAUGCGUGUGCUCAGGCGUCUGCUCCGCAAGUACCGCGAGGCAAAGAAGAUUGACAAGCACAUGUACCAUGACAUGUACCUCAAGGUCAAGGGUAACAUGUUCAAGAACAAGCGUGUGCUUAUGGAGAACAUUCACAAGUCAAAGGCUGAGAAGGCUAGAGAGAAGACGCUUGCUGACCAGUUCGAGGCUAAGCGUGCCAAGAGCAAGGCAAGCCGUGUAAGGAAGAUUGCCAGGAGGGAUGAAAGGCUCGCUCACGGCCCAGUUGACCACUCAGCACCAGCACCCGCACCUGCAGCAGCAGCUCCUGCUCAACCUGCAGCGGCACCAAAGAAGGCGAAGAAGUGAAGAUCUGACGUUUAAAAGUGUUCUGUUUACUGAGUGAAAUCUGUUUCGUCUUAGCUAAAUUUUGAAGUAUGAACCGUUUUGUUCAGUAUUUAAGUAUCUUUGUCCCAGAUACCCUGGAUACCAUGUUUCAUGCUACUGGAUGUAGUAUUAGAUGCUUAUGCAAAGUAUCGUUCAUGAACUUGCUGUUUAA
Messenger RNA from Lolium rigidum, 908 nucleotides. Its product is annotated as 60S ribosomal protein L19-1-like. Bases 80 to 718 code for a protein of 212 amino acids. The transcript is spliced from 5 exons. Gene Ontology annotation, biological process: translation. Gene Ontology annotation, molecular function: RNA binding; structural constituent of ribosome. NCBI's taxonomy places the organism in Eukaryota, Viridiplantae, Streptophyta, Magnoliopsida, Poales, Poaceae. The record is from RefSeq and is a predicted model, not a curated record. Gene Ontology annotation, cellular component: ribosome; cytosolic large ribosomal subunit.